Molecule: messenger RNA, 2775 nt
Organism: Labrus bergylta (ballan wrasse)
Lineage: Eukaryota; Metazoa; Chordata; Actinopteri; Labriformes; Labridae
Product: retinoblastoma-like protein 2
Biological process (GO): regulation of transcription by RNA polymerase II; negative regulation of G1/S transition of mitotic cell cycle; cell differentiation
Cellular component (GO): nucleus; chromatin; transcription regulator complex
Molecular function (GO): RNA polymerase II transcription regulatory region sequence-specific DNA binding
Source: RefSeq, a predicted model, not a curated record
GGGGCGUGCAUGUCAGUAAGAAGACUUCUGUAAAGUCAGCUCUCCUGUCUCCUCGGUCAUCGCUCCUCAGGUCUCCCUCCUCUCUCCUCGAUCCUCUCUCCCUCCUUUCCAAAGAGCUUUGGACUGUCCUUAACAUGGCGGGCCUAGAGGAGCGAGGAAACGAGGAAACGAGAAAAGAGAAAUGAGAUGCAGGGCAAGUCUUGACAUGUCUGCCGCUGAGAGGCAGAUGAAGUGAACUUUGUCUCAGCAGUGACUUUAACUAGCCACACCCUGAAUGCAUUACCUCUUCUUCGAUAUCAAUCGGAAGUAAGAGACCUUUAAAGGGCUAUUUAACUGCAAGAACCUCUGUCUGGAUCUUGAACUCAAUAGAAGCACUAUACAAAUCCUGGUCACCAUGGCAGCCACAGGACCAGGCUGCUUUGCCCCCAGUGAUCGCCUGACUGCUAUUUUCAGGGAGUGCUCCAGAGAUCCAACCGAGGUGAUUAGGACCCGACUGAGAAGGUUGUUAAACACAUUUCUUCAGCACCACAGGAACGUUGCAGGAAAUGAGGGGACCAACGAGUUGGCAGGUAGGUGCUGCCACCAAGCUGGGAUUUGGUAUUACCGCAUCCUGGAGAAGCACGCCAUUGGAGAGAGGAAAAGGCUGGGCAUCGCUGAUAUUUCAAGCAUCUUGAACAAUGAACUGUACCAUUACUGUCUGGUGGCCUGUUGUCUGGAGAUGGCCAUAUCAUCCAACAACCUACCAUGUGACUUCCCUCUGCUUCUUCAGAUCAUCAGACUGGCACCAUACCACUUUGGAAAGGUGAUAGAGCCGGUUCUGCGAGUAAGAGACGGCCUGUCUCGUACUGUCUUCAGACACCUCGCUCAAGUGGAGGAGAAAAUCCUGGAGAGCUUGGCCUGGACCAGCGACUCACCUCUGUGGGAGGACAUCAGAGCCAAUGACGGCCGUCUGCCUACCUGCCAACAGGUGAUGGCUCCUAACAGUCUUGAAGACCCGAGCAGGCCUGUUUUGCAACCUGAUGAAAACCUACCAGGAGUGCCUGCAAACCACAAUCAACAGCCUUCAGCUGAAGACAGACCACCAAUAGGCACCUGUUUGUCUGUGUUUUCUCGAAAGGUUUACAUGUUGAUGAGCUCAAGGCUGAAGGAUAUUUCUUCCAAACUGGGCCUUUCUGAUGAGCUGCGCUUGAAGAUCUGGACCUGUUUUGAGCACUCUGUUGUCCACUUCACUGACAUCAUGGCAGACCGUCACCUGGACCAACUGUUCAUGUGUGCCGUCUACAUCAUUGCUAAGAUUACCUGUAUGGAAUUACCCUUCAAACGCAUAAUUGCGUGCUACAUGUCUCUGCCACUUGCCAGCAGAAAUGUCUAUAAAGAUGUGCUGAUUUCUGGAAGAAACACAGAGAAUUCUCCAGUUGGGAAUAACAACCCCAGUGUUUCUGCUCUGACCCCUCACACACCAUCAGCACAUUAUCCAGCACCACGUCAAGAGGACAGGGGAAACCUCAUUAACUUUUACAACCAAGUCUACGUGCCAAAGAUGAAAGACUUGGCCAUGCAGUUUGCCCCACCUCCUGGCGUUCGCACUCCCCCCUUGACCUUACUUCCCCAGCAGUACAGAGCAUCUCCUCGCAGAUACAGACUGUCAAGCAGUCACCACAUCUACAUUUCACUGUACAACAGAGAAGCGGCUCCCCAACGGGCACCUGGACUCACCUACACCUUCAACUCAGACAACUCUGAGCGUCUGCGUCACAUCAAUAACGUGGUCUCAGGCAGGAUCCCCAGCAGGCGGCCACAUGUUGCUUCCUCAAUGAACGGAGCAGAGGAGGUAGAAGGAGAUGAUGGUCCUCCUAUAAGGAGGCGUCGUUUGGACCUUCCGUCAGCCUUUCACAGGCGACUGAGGGAUGUGGUGAAUGAUCGAGUGGCAGAAAGAGACCAAGGCCAACCACCUGCACAAGAGCAGAUGUGAUCAUGCCAUAUUUAAAAAAAAAAAUCAGGCAUCAAGUAAUUUGGUUUCUUUGAAGGUACUUUUAAAAAUUUCUUCAGGCUAAAUUAUUUCACAAAAAUCAGUGUUGUCUGCCCUCCGAGCUUAAUGCUAUCCUUUCUCUGCACUGCACUUUUUCUGACACCAACUCUCGGUGUUCUUUUCAUUAGUUAGCACUCAGCUCAUUGACCACCAAAGCUUAUAGGUUGUGGUCGACUUGGGCAGCUCCUGCAGUGGAACUGUACGAAGAUGUUUGAAUCAAGGAAGGGCGAAACCGGAAAUGUUUACUGCCCUUUGGAUGAAUCUGGUUUAAAAGGGGAGGGAGGUAACAAAUUGUGCUGCACUUAAAAGUGAAGGAUAAACUCGUCCCAGGAUUGUCAAGCCCCUCACAGCAUGAACUGGACUGAUUAUAUGUCCAGUUUCAAAAGAAUUUCUUGUCCUGUUUAAUGAUGUAGGAUUCAGAAUACUGAUUCCUUUAAGGAUUUUACUAUUCAAGUGCAAUAUUUUUUGUGCUUCAAUCCAUUUUUAAUGCUUUAAAAAAAAAAAGGGAAACUAAAUUUUUCUAAUUUCUUAAACAAUUGUAAUCUUUUUCACUAUAUUUAUAUUUAUAACAAAUAUUUAUAACAAAAGAAGCAUUCUUUUGCUUUCGAAGUCUAUUGAAGUCGAUUAUAAUAUGUCUGAGUUUCUUAAAAGCAAUCAGUGUUGCAUAUACGUGAACGUGCAUUUAUUUAAAACUUUUAUGUAUUCGUAUCUCUAUUACAUCCUCUUUCAAUAAAUGAUUGUCUUUA